Messenger RNA from Humulus lupulus (European hop), 1099 nucleotides. RefSeq names its product probable calcium-binding protein CML22. The coding region runs from base 174 to 929 and encodes 251 amino acids. The transcript has 6 exons. NCBI's taxonomy places the organism in Eukaryota, Viridiplantae, Streptophyta, Magnoliopsida, Rosales, Cannabaceae. The record is from RefSeq and is a predicted model, not a curated record. Gene Ontology annotation, molecular function: calcium ion binding.
AAAUAUAUUCUCGGUUGAAUCAAACCGUUGAAGGGAUUUGAAAGGAGAGGGAUUGACUCAUGAUGAUAUGGUAGUAGUGUUGGAGUCUAAGCCAAUAUGCUUGUCCUCAAAAGCUAUAAUGGCAUCUCCACUUUGUAACUAGCUCAGCUUCCUUGUUUUUCCUCACAAUUCCCAUGAAGGCCUCUACAGGUACAUCUCACCUUUGCCCUUCUCUAAAGUCUUUAUCUAGUAAAGUAGGUGGCAUGUUCUGCCAUUGUGGCUCUCCAAAUAAAUAUAAGAGGUUGGACACAAAGCUUGAGAGGAAGCUAGUUGAAGUCAAGAGAGGGUCACAAGGACAUGGUCAUUUUAAGACAAUCAACAGCAUAAUAUUGAAAUUUCCUCGGUAUAAAGAGGAAUUGAAAAAAAUAAGAAGCGUGUUUGAACAAUAUGAUGAAGAUUCUAAUGGGGCUAUUGACCGUGAGGAACUGAAAAAAUGCUUACACGAAUUGCAGCUCCUUCUGACAGAGGAGGAGAUUGAGGAUCUUUUUCAUUCUUGUGAUAUUGAUGGGAGUGAAGGGAUACAAUUCAAUGAAUUUAUUGUUCUCCUUUGCCUCAUAUAUCUCUUAAAGGACCAACCUUCACCCUCUCAAACUACAUCAAAGAUGGGUUCACCAGAGCUUGAAGCAACUUUUGAUACUAUAAUUGAAGUGUUUUUAUUUCUGGAUAGCAAUGGUGAUGGAAAACUGAAUAAGAAAGACAUGGUCAAGGCCUUAAAUGACUCUUCUACUUCAGAGAGAUCACCUGCACACAUCACCAGGAGUCGAUUCAGAGAAAUGGAUUGGGACAGGAAUGGGAAUGUUAGUUUCAGGGAGUUUCUAUUUGCUUUCAUUCAUUGGGUUGGACUUGACACUGAUGAAGAAGUUACUCUAACAGGAAGUUUCCAUGAGUAGUCUACGAAUAGUAUAUUAGUAUUAAGUGGAAUAAAUGUUAAAAAAAAAAAGGUUAAUACUUGCUUAUAUUUAUCACUAACAUCUCAAAUAUGUUAAUGAGAAGUUAGUUCUAAAUCGCUUUGUGAUAAACAGUGACAUUUGAGUAUCUUAAUGUAAUAUUCUUCUGCAAA